Molecule: messenger RNA, 1519 nt
Organism: Syngnathoides biaculeatus (alligator pipefish)
Lineage: Eukaryota; Metazoa; Chordata; Actinopteri; Syngnathiformes; Syngnathidae
Gene: vapal
Product: VAMP (vesicle-associated membrane protein)-associated protein A, like
Exons: 6
Coding region: 87-839 (250 amino acids)
Biological process (GO): neuron projection development
Cellular component (GO): endoplasmic reticulum membrane; plasma membrane
Molecular function (GO): FFAT motif binding
Source: RefSeq, a predicted model, not a curated record
GAGAGAGAGAGAGAAGCCUAGCCAAGACUUCCACUUGUCAGUAGUGACCCGUUCCCUCACACACGUCCCCCUCCUCUUUAGGUAAAAUGUCAAAGUUGGACCAAGUCCUCGUUCUCGAGCCUCCCUCGGACCUCAAAUUUAAAGGUCCAUUUACAGAUGUUGUCACCACCAACCUCAAGCUGAAGAACCCGUCGGACAGAAGAGUGUGUUUCAAAGUCAAGACGACUGCGCCGCGCCGGUACUGCGUGCGGCCCAACAGCGGCGUCAUCGAAGCGGGAGCCGCCGUCAAUAUCUCUGUUAUGCUACAGCCCUUUGAUUAUGACCCCAACGAGAAGAGCAAACACAAAUUCAUGGUGCAGACCAUCUUCGCACCACCCAGCGUCUCUGACAUGGACUCUUUGUGGAAAGACGCGAAACCCGAUGACCUUAUGGACUCCAAGUUGAGAUGUGUCUUCGAGCUGCCUUCCGAAAAUGAAAAGAUGAAUGACGUCGAGCCGAGUAAAACUGCGCCGGUGAUGAACUCUGCCAAGGUUGAGCCCCCCUCAGCAGCAGCCACGGCAGCAGCAGCAGCACCCCCCACCCCAGUCAUGGCCGCCGCCUCUGCCUCCUCAUUGGAUGACAGCGAGAUGAAGAAGCUGAUGGAGAAGUGCAAGCGGCUGCAGGCCGAGAUGAGCAAAAUGUCAGAGGAGAACCGGCACUUAAAGGACGACAGCGCCCGCCUGAGGAAGGUGGCGCGCUCGGACCAGGCGACUCCCAACUCGGCCGCCUCCCUGCCCUCCCUGCUGGUGGUCAUCGCGGCCAUUUUCAUCGGCUUCUUCCUAGGGAAGUUCAUCUUGUAGACUCGCGAGUCGGCGGCGGCGGCGUCUCCGUCCCUCCAGCCAAGUGUUUGUGUUGACGUCCCCCAUAUCACCGCUUGCGUGGGCCUCCGGGCCAACACAUGUGUACGACAAAGGCGCCAUUUUUUUUUUUUUUUUUUUUUUUUUUUUUAAACCUUUGCACACGGUUAAGCACAUGCAGGCGUCCAGAAAGCAGAAAGGUGACGACAAAGCGAGUUUUUUUUUUUUUUUUUUAAAGGUUACAGGUCAAGUGACAAGAAGUUGUCUGUCCAAAUGGAAGUAAAUCAUCACUACCACCCUCUUCUUCUUCUUCUUCUUCUUCUUCUUCUUUGUCUCUUUUUAAUCGGCGUGGACUUGAUUGUUUUAAUGAAAGUCUUCUUAAACAAAGACGAAGAAAUUCCAUCACCUUCACUGGAUCGCUUUCUUUUUCUCUUCUUGGAAUGUUCACGUCCAGUUGGGGAUUAAGGUACCUCCUCCUCCUCCUCUUCCUUGUACAUUUUGUCUAUUCUUUACCCACCAAUGCAGACUUUAUAUUAUUAUUAUUAUUAUUAUUGUUAAUUAUAUAAAUCUAUUCCCUUCUGAGGCAAACAUUGACUGAAAUGGGUCUCCAUUCUUUAAUCCUGUCCCAUGAUAUUAAGAAAUGAAAAUAAAAGUGGGGGAAAAAAACCCCAGUGCUUUCCAUA